UCAAAUGCAUCACGGGAAUGUGCAUGUUUUGUUUCACUUUUGAUAAGCAUCCCUCUCUGGAGUAACCGAAUGAAACGUCGGAUAAAAAUUGUACAUGUCGAAGACCCUUUUUAAUAGUAGCCUAGACUAUUGCAAUGUAUGCUGAAGCGGUAUCAUGGACAAAGAUGGUGUGCUCACAAACUCAACUUUAACAAAUAGACAACGCGGAAACGAAGCUACAGUUCGACCAGCUACUUUGGACAACCUCUCUAUACACCAGUUGGCAGCGCAAGGUGACAUUCCACAAGUGACUAUCCAUCUUACCAAAGAAGGUGCCUUGCUGAACAGCACUGAUAAGCGUGGAUACACUCCUCUUAUGUGGGCUGCAGCUUUUGGUGAAAUUGACAUGGUAAAAUUCCUUAUGGAAAAAGGGGCAGAUCCCAAAGUUCUUGCACGCGAGCGGGAAAGUGCCUUGACUUUAGCCAGCUCUAGAGGCUAUGCUGACAUUGUUACUCUUCUUCUGAAAAAGGGCGUUGAUAUAGACUCUUAUGAUUGGAAUGGAGGCACUCCCCUUUUGUAUGCUGUGAGAGGUAACCAUGUGGGGUGCGUAGUUGCCCUUUUAGCUGGUGGUGCUGAUCUCACCUUUGAGGCAGAUUCUGGGUAUAACCCAAUGGACUUGGCUGUCGCUUUGGGGCACAAAGAAGCUCAAAAGGCCAUUGAGGAUCACAUUCUGAAGUUACUAGGUUACAAACCCAAAAAUGAAAAGACACCAUAAUUUGUGGACUCGAGGGUAGUGGAUGGGCAGCUACAGCGCUGACUGAGACUGGAAGGAGGAAUACAAGCAGGGACCAAUAACCAUAACCAAAAUACAAAACUUGUGUUUAUUUUAUUUUUCUAUGAUCAGCUUGGUUUUAAAGUUGGCCUUGGAGGUGAAAAAGAUGUGUACAUUUUUCUUUAAAUAAUAAAGGCACUCUUGAUGGGUGAUUAUUUUACCAUAA
This is a messenger RNA of Alosa alosa (allis shad), 977 nucleotides long. RefSeq names its product regulatory factor X-associated ankyrin-containing protein (gene rfxank). NCBI's taxonomy places the organism in Eukaryota, Metazoa, Chordata, Actinopteri, Clupeiformes, Clupeidae. The transcript is spliced from 8 exons. The record is from RefSeq and is a predicted model, not a curated record. Gene Ontology annotation, cellular component: nucleus. The coding region runs from base 155 to 754 and encodes 199 amino acids. Gene Ontology annotation, molecular function: protein binding. Gene Ontology annotation, biological process: regulation of transcription by RNA polymerase II.